Branchiostoma floridae (Florida lancelet) is the source of this 1082-nucleotide messenger RNA. Its product is annotated as nuclear nucleic acid-binding protein C1D-like. Gene Ontology annotation, molecular function: DNA binding; RNA binding. The transcript has 6 exons. Lineage: Eukaryota; Metazoa; Chordata; Leptocardii; Amphioxiformes; Branchiostomatidae. Bases 97 to 558 code for a protein of 153 amino acids. Gene Ontology annotation, cellular component: exosome (RNase complex); nucleolus. Gene Ontology annotation, biological process: regulation of gene expression; maturation of 5.8S rRNA. The record is from RefSeq and is a predicted model, not a curated record.
GCGUGCACGCGUGUUUUGUUGGCAGUCAGUAGUUUGGUUGUGUAGAGAGCUGUGUUGUGAACCCUACGUUGUUCAGACCGUCAGACGGCCGUGAAGAUGACAGAGCAACAGGAGGACUAUCCUUCAGAAAUCCACGCGGGGCUGGUGGCCUUCAGCGACUCUCUCAAAUCAGUGGAGGAAGUCUUCAAACCGUUCCUACAGAUGGCGCUGGAGGACGUGGAAAAGCUGGAGUCUCUGGACCAGGCAAAACUGCAUCUGACGGCAGUCUACGCUAUCAACUCUCUCUUCUGGAUUUACCUCACCACACAGGGGAUCGACCCCAAGGAUCAUCCAAUCAAGAACGAGCUGGACAGAAUACGCAGCUACAUGAACCGAGUCAAGGAGAUAGAAGACAAGAGAAAAGCUGCCAAACUGGACAAAGCUGCUGCUAAGAGAAUUGUGAAGAGCGCUCUCUGGGAGCCGUCCAAGAUGCCAGGAGGUUCUCAGGGCAAGCAGACAUCAGGGAAGAGAAAACAACAGGACAGAGCUGGGCCUCAGAACAAGAAGAAAAGGGACUGAACAGAGGCUGAACUCAGACACUGAACAUGGAGAGAAGCUACUGGAACGAAUGUAAGAAACAGGAAAUGCCGCUGUGAUUGAGACUCUCAUUUCUGUGUGAGGUGGACAACCAGCAGGUCCUUACUAGGGACUUUCAACAUCAUCCCCCCUCCAAUGAAAUACAAACUAUGAUUAUCUACCCCCAUAUACUAGUUUGAGCAAGUUGUUCGUUCCUUUCAACCUCCCAGGCAUUUACAGCCAACUGCUGCAUACUUGGAUACUACUGUAAAUUGAUGUAAGUUUGCAGGGACUUCAUGUCACACUGAUUGGUGUAGAUAACAGUGUCAUGGCCUGUGAAGGCCAGAGGUAUGUUUGAACUGUGCAGACCAUAAGAAUCAAACUUAGGACAACCGUUGUCACAUGGAAAUUUUACUUUAGUAUUUUGGAAUCAUGUAAAUAACAUUCACACUGCUGUACUUACAUGUGAGUGAAUUCUAGUAUUGAUUUCGAGUAUACAUCUUUUCACUGAUUACUUUACAAUAGUG